CUUCCUGGGUGUGGAUCAGAUUGUGCAACCUUACCUGAAGCAGCAACAUCUCUUUUUGUCAGAUCUACUUUGCUUAGGAUUUCCAAGAGGAGUCAAGUGUCUUUUGCAGAAAGGUGUGAGUCAGACAAGUACAUAUUUAGCAGAUUUGCUUUCGUUCUUCAUUCUUUCAUCCAAAGGAAACUCAAGAGGGUUACACGCAUCAGAGAUUUACAAGAGAGGACCUAAACAUCAAAGGCAAAACAACUCGAUAAUGGAAGAACAAGACACUAAAAAACCCAAUGGUUCCCUUUCUGAAGAUGCUAAUGGCAGUUUCCACCUGGAAUCUCCAGAGAAAAGUAUUAUUGAUGCUAAGGACAUUCAGAAUGGACCUGGCUUUGAUCAAGGUGGUACAAAAACAAUCCUGAAAACCGGCAUAAGCCCCGGAGGAGUAAAGGGUGGCAGAGUGAGUUUUGGCACUGAGAGUACUGAAGUUAGGCACUCUGGUCGUACAAGCACCAGCUCUAUCAUAGAACCUGAUGAUGUCCUGUGUGAUUCGUGCAUUGAUGGCAAGAAGAAGGCUGUUAGGUCUUGUCUGGUCUGUCAGACGUCCUUCUGUGAAAUCCAUCUUAAGCCCCAUUUGGAGGGUGCUGCUUUCCGUGACCAUAAACUUUUGGAACCCAUUAGAGACUUUGAGGCCAGAAAAUGUCAGCUCCACAGCAAAACAAUGGAGCUGUUCUGUCAAACUGACCAAACUUGCAUAUGCUACCUUUGUAUGUUCCAAGAGCAUAAGAAUCAUACCACAGUCACUGUAGAAGCUGAGAAGUAUGUUAAGGAGACAGAGCUGUCGGAAAUUCAAGAACAACUUCACCUUCAGAUCCUUGAUGUGGAUGAUGAAGUAGAGAGAUGGCAGAAAGAGAAGGACCGCAUCAGGAAUUUCAUAACCAACCAAAAGUCAGCUGUGGAUCAUUGCUUCAAAGAUUUGAUAAGAGAGAUUCAAAGACAACAGGAGGAGGUGAAGGCUCAACUGGAGCAGAAAGAAAGGAAUGCAGUAGACCUUAUUGAGCAGAUAGUGGGUGACCUACAAGUGAAACGAGAUCAGCUGCAAGAUAAGCAACACGAUGGAGACAAACUUCUACAUACCACUGAUGCUGUAUUGUUUUUGCAGGAGUUUCAGGUGGUGAUCAGAAAUGCUCCCCCUAUCCCUCCAUUGCCUACCUACACAGUGGUAAUGGAUGGAGAAAAGCUAACCCAAGCCAUGGGCAGUUUGAAUGAGGAACUAGUGGUGAACUGCAGGAAACAUGUGGAGAAAUACAGCAAGAAUGAGGCACCAAAGAAUCUGGUUGAAAAGAAUGUUGAGAACAGGUACAUGAUGAAAGACCUUACAACAGACUGGGCCCCACCUUCUGACUAUGGAAGGUUCGGUGGACUUUUUAAUAUGAAAGGUGGUCGGCCAUCGUUCCAAUCGCCCGGUGGUGGACGUAGCCUAACUGACAGUGCUGCUGCAUCAAUGAAUAACAUGUAUACACAAAAAGGCAGCCCCCAGGUCUCAGCGUACCAGUUCUCCUCUAAUGUGACAUCCACAGAUGGUAGCAAUGUGCAAGACAGCAACCUUUAUAACAUGAAUGUGUAUCCAAUGAUGUCAAGGCACCAGCCAAAUAAGUCCUUGCCCCAAACAUGGAAAUCAGCUAAGCCAACCCUUUUGACCCAACAACGCCCUUUUUAUGUUAACAAGGGUAAUGCAUCAAGUACUGACACUCCAUGAAUGGUUAGGCCUCCACCCAUGGCGGAUUAUGGCGGCAGAUCAAGGAUGGUUACUUUUAACUAAAAGUUUGAAUUUCUGGGUUCGGGGGAGGGGAAAAUCACUAUCUUUGUCACUGAUAUAUCCGCAAAUCUGUCAGAGCACACAAAAAAUAAAAUUUCUAGGCAAACUUUAUUUUUCCCAACAGUAAAAAAGAAAAAAAAGGUUUUUAGAUUUCUUUUUGGUGUCUUCUGAGUUUAAGCUGCUUGGAAUAAAAUGUACAGUAUCUGAAACAUACUUUCUUUAAAUGCAUUGUAUAUUAUACAUUGUAGCAACAGUGUGUUGCAAACUAGGAUGAAUGUCACUUCUUAAUACACUGAGAAUAUCUUCAUGUUAAUCUGUGGGUUAGUGCAGAGACACAGGCUGUAGUUUUAGAAAAUGUUUCUAUUCUUGUUCUGUAAAAUGGAAUUACUCCUGUAUGCCAUGUACCAUCUGGUACCAUGCUUGCUUAACAGUAUGGAUUGUAUUUGUCACUGAAAUCAUGUAACAGAAGUUGACUCAUACAUUGUCAUACACUUGGUUCCACAUGGUUUAUUUGCCUGGUAACAGGAUAUUUCCCUCUGAGUAAGAUUUUUCUAAUUAAGCAGAUGUUCUUUACAAGUGUCUUUAAGAUAGCCAGCAGACAUUGCAAGGAAUUGAAUCCCUGGAACACUCCUCUACAUGUCAAGCCCAAGACUGCAAGGAUAUAGCUCAGAGAUAGAAGACACUGUCACUCAAGCUGGGCUACAAACUAUCAGCAGCUCUAGUGAGAUAAGCUAGAAAGCUGAUUCAGAUAAAUUUGGCCCAAAACAGCUGGAUUUCUAAGAAAUUUCUCUAAUUCAAUAGAAACAUCUUUGAACAGUCAUUAAGCCCCCUUGGUGACAUCAAGGGGCCCAUUUACUUAGUUCGAGUGAAGGAAUAGAUGAAAAUGAGUUCAAAUUUCGAAUGGUCGAAUAUGGCUACUUCGACCAUCGAAUGGGCUACUUCGACCUUCGACUACGACCUUCGACUUCGAAUCGAACGAUUCAAACUAAAAAUCGUUCGACUAUUCGACCAU
Molecule: messenger RNA, 2813 nt
Organism: Xenopus laevis (African clawed frog)
Lineage: Eukaryota; Metazoa; Chordata; Amphibia; Anura; Pipidae
Gene: trim29.S
Product: tripartite motif containing 29 S homeolog
Exons: 9
Coding region: 251-1741 (496 amino acids)
Molecular function (GO): zinc ion binding
Source: RefSeq, a predicted model, not a curated record